Messenger RNA from Anopheles darlingi, 992 nucleotides. RefSeq lists its product as uncharacterized. The coding region runs from base 66 to 926 and encodes 286 amino acids. The record is from RefSeq and is a predicted model, not a curated record. The transcript has 2 exons. Lineage: Eukaryota; Metazoa; Arthropoda; Insecta; Diptera; Culicidae. Gene Ontology annotation, cellular component: extracellular region. Gene Ontology annotation, molecular function: chitin binding.
GCAUGCAUCAGGGUCAAACAGCAUUAUAAGGACGAGAUGCAUCGUAGCUUCUAGUGAUAACGAAAAUGGUUUUCUUGGCGGUGCUGCUUACGGCAUUGGUGGCAGUCGUGUGCUGCCAGACUGCAUUAGAAACGAAUUUAGCGACAAGUGCCACUUCGUCGGAGCUAAUUGACCCAGAAUUCGGUGUCGGAGUGUCCGGUACAUUGGUAAACACCAGCUCGUUGCUCCUGCGUCUAACAGCCAUCCCUGGUGUUUGCGAUGGGACGAAACAACUCGUGUGUGCCUCGUGUACUACGCUGCGAGUGUGUUUGGGAACCGUUCCGGGGCAAGAUCUAACCGUCACAUGUCCGACCGAUCAGCCGUACUGUAACUUUGGUACCACAUCCGAUCGCUGCUCUGCUGACCCCAUACCCGGCGUAUGCAGCGACCCAACCCAGAACGUUCCAGUUACCUGCUCUGCUGUGGGGAAGCUUCCUGAUGCAAGUAAUUGUCGUAUUUAUCACGGCUGUCUAGCCAUCGGUGAGAGCUCCUCGAUAUACACGUGCCCGGCGGGCUACGUAUUCCAUCCCGGGCUCGAGCUAUGCGCGCUGGAAAAUCUCUUUGCACGCUGCACCCGUCUCCAAUGUUCUGCCAACUUCCUGGGGCAUGUUCGCUACGGGAACUCGUUCCGAUUCUAUGGGUUCUGUGAUGGCACCGGGCAGACACCGAUCGUGUUCAAGUGUCCGAAUCGAGCCAACUUCGCCUUCAUUGCUGGCACCACCUUCGGUGAGUGUGUGUACGCGUGCCCUGCCCAGGGAAACUUCCCCAACACCAACGAUCCAGCGACAUACUUCCAAUGUUUCUGGGCCAACCGUCGCCUUAGAUACAAUGUAAUCCGAUGUCCGGCGGGAACGACAUUUAAUGCAACUCUUCGUAUCUGUACUUAACCUGUAAUUCAUUUACCUGGAUUAGGAGGCAGACAAUGAAUUAAGAAAUAAAACUAAUGCACUGCA